Ornithorhynchus anatinus (platypus) is the source of this 3703-nucleotide messenger RNA. It is a transcript of the gene ERO1B, whose product is annotated as endoplasmic reticulum oxidoreductase 1 beta. Gene Ontology annotation, molecular function: protein-disulfide reductase activity; thiol oxidase activity; FAD binding. Gene Ontology annotation, biological process: protein folding in endoplasmic reticulum. The coding region runs from base 149 to 1537 and encodes 462 amino acids. NCBI's taxonomy places the organism in Eukaryota, Metazoa, Chordata, Mammalia, Monotremata, Ornithorhynchidae. Gene Ontology annotation, cellular component: endoplasmic reticulum membrane; endoplasmic reticulum. The record is from RefSeq and is a predicted model, not a curated record. The transcript is spliced from 16 exons.
GGGCGGCAGGGAGAGGCGGAGCGGCGGCGGUGCCGCCUGACAGGUGCCGCGGACGGGGAUCGUGCGACGCGCGCCCCGUCCCUCUCUCCCUCCCUCCCUCUCUGUGUCCCGCACACGGCUCCCCCGGCUCCGCGGACGGGCGGGCAGCAUGAGCCGGGGCGGGGGCAGACCUCGGGCGGCGGCGGUGUCGGCGGCGCUGGUCGUGGCGCUGAGCUGCGUGUGGCCCGCGGGGGAGGCUCAGCUUGCCGGGGUCCUGGACGAUUGCCUGUGCGAUAUAGAGAGCAUCGACAGCUUCAAUACCUACAAGAUCUUCCCCAAGAUGCAGAGGCUGCAAGAACGAGACUACUUUCGCUACUACAAGGUUAAUCUGAAGAGACCUUGUCCUUUCUGGGCAGAUGAUGGCCACUGUUCAAUAAAAGACUGUCAUGUGGAACCCUGCCCCGAGAGCAAAGUUCCAGUUGGAAUUAAAGCCGGGAGUUCUAAUAAAUAUUCCAAAGCCGCAAAUAACACCAAAGAAAUGGAAGACUGUGAGCAGGCGAAUAAGCUUGGAGCAGUUAACAGCACAUUAAGUAAUCAGAGUAAAGAAGCCUUCAUUGACUGGGCAAGAUACGACGAUUCCCAGGACCACUUCUGUGAACUGGACGAUGAAACGUCUCCGUCCGCCCAGUACGUAGACCUGCUGCUGAACCCCGAGCGCUACACUGGCUACAAAGGGUCCUCUGCCUGGAGAGUGUGGAACAGCAUCUAUGAGGAAAACUGUUUCAAGCCUCGGUCUGUCUAUCGGCCUUUAAAUCCACUGGCACCUAGCAGGGGGAAGGAUGAUGGAGAAUCCUUCUACACGUGGCUAGAAGGCUUGUGUCUCGAGAAAAGAGUCUUCUAUAAACUCAUCUCUGGACUUCAUGCCAGCAUUAAUUUGCACCUGUGUGCAAAUUACCUCUUAGAAGAAACCUGGGGGAAACCUAGCUGGGGACCAAACGUCAGAGAGUUCACGCGGCGCUUUGUGGACACGAAAGGGGAAGGCCCCAGGCGGCUCAAGAACCUCUACUUUCUGUACCUCAUUGAGCUGCGCGCCCUGUCCAAGGUGGCCCCCUACUUCGAGCGAUCGAUCGUGGAUCUGUACACGGGGAACAUGGAGGAGGACGCCCAAACGAAAACCCUCCUGCUGGAUAUCUUCCAAGACACCAAGUCCUUUCCUAUGCACUUUGAUGAGAAGUCCAUGUUCGCCGGGGAGAAAAAGGGAGCCAAGUCCUUGAAGGAAGAGUUUCGGUUGCAUUUCAAGAAUAUAUCCCGUAUAAUGGACUGCGUUGGCUGUGACAAAUGCAGGCUCUGGGGAAAAUUGCAGACCCAAGGCUUGGGAACGGCGCUAAAGAUUUUGUUUUCCGAAAAAGAAAUUCAGAAGCUUCCAGAGAACAGCCCGUCGAAAGGUUUCCAGCUCACCCGACAAGAAAUAGUCGCUCUCAUAAACGCAUUUGGAAGACUCUCCACGAGCAUAAGAGAACUGCAGAAUUUUAAGGUUUUAUUACAACACAGUAGGUAAUAAAGACUCUCGCCCGCCCGGUUAGCGACGACCCUACAGUGACUCCGGGAAGUCUUUGAACGUUCGGACAUUCAGCAGGGAGACACCAAUCUUCUAGGACUUAACUAAUUUUGAACUCUUGCAGGAGAAAUUCAUGUUCCAACUUGAAUAUUUAUGAUCCUUAAUAGAGGGAACGGAUCCCGAUGAGAGGAGCUAUUUAUGAAUGAAGUGUAUAGUUUUUAAACCUGUAAACGAUACCGAUCUGUUCGAUUCCACGCGCUUCCCCACCUGUCCGCCGCCCCGAAUCACUAGAUUCUCCCUUUUCCUUGCUAAUCUGAAAUAACCCCGUCCUCGUCCCGGCACCGAGGCUCAUCACCCGGAAGAGUAAGGUAGCUGCUGUCUGCCGGCAGCUCACGAAGCGACUUAUCCACGCGUUUCCUUCCGAUGUUCCUCUAAAGGGGAUCCCGGCCGUAAAGGUCGGCUCACACUUGUACACCUGGUUUGCAGAAUGAAAGGGGAAAUCUUCCAGAUGUGGUUCAAGCAGGAGCUUGAGGAAGAUCAGGAAUCCAUCUCUUUCGGCCCCUGCCACGUUUCGGGGUGGAAGGUCCCGGUCACGACACCCACCCGCAGGUCGAGUGAGCGAUGGACGGAGAUGAGGCGAGCCUUCGCGGGGGAGAGGGGGGUCUCUGCGGCUGGCCGCCCCAAAAGCCGCCUCGGGCUUGAUACCCAGGGUUACAGCCCGGCGACCCUCUACCCACGACCCCGGGUCCAGAAUCCUAAAACGGAUGGUUUUCGUUCUCUCCCAGAACGGGCGGAGUUGUCCUUUGGAGCAACACGAUACAUCUUCCCAGGCAAUUCAUUUUUAACGAGCCUAAGAUUUAUGGCAAGAGGAAAAAAACCACAGGCAGAACUUGCAUUCUUUAAUUGCAACUAGGCCUUUUAAAGAAAUACUUGGUUUUUUUAAGACUUUUACCAUCUAUGCAAUCCCCACCCCCGCCGCACUUGCCCCCAAACCCUUAAUCUAGCUUUCUUAGGUAGAAUAUUGAAACGUCCAGCGAAUUCAGGGGGGUGUGAUUGGAUCCUUUGUGGUUCAAGGUGAGUUCAAGACCGCCCACUGUAUUCAGUAAAGCAGUAGAUGAUGAUUUUCUGAAUUUCAGUGAUUAACCUCCGACCAAGGAAGGCAGACGCUAUACUAUUUUGAUGAUUGAAAAAGCUGAGGUAGCCCGAGUGCUGGUGUUUAAUGAGGAAGUUUGCCUCCGUUUGAUUAAUAGCUGGUAGGACCUACCAAAAAGUCUAUAUUUCGUAGCCACUUCGGUUUUUACAAAGCGAAUGAAAAAGUGCUCUUAAACCAUUUUUUCAUCCUGUCAGAGUCUGAGCUGUGCUUGGAGUGGAGAGUGAAAAGGAUCUGGUUCAACAAGUUUGAACGUAAAAGGGCUCGUUCGACUCCUUGCGGGGUUUGGGCCAGGUUGUUUUGAAGAGUGACUAAUGAAAUCAUUUUCCUGGUUUGUGUGUGCGUGUCUAGUUAGCGCUAUUAAGAUCUUGGUAAAUCGCAAUUUCAAGUCCGCAGUAGUUUGGAAAUGAUAGCAACUGGGGCUUGCCCUUGACACCCAUCAUUUUUUAAGUUCCGUUUUCUGUUGGAGUUUUCUGUGCGUGCUUUCACAGUGCCCUGACUUUGACCGUUUGAGGAUUUAAUGUAGUAGGGGUGAGAACCUUUGCUUCUUUCUGUUUAUUGCCCUAAUUUCCGGUGUUGUGAUUUCUUUUUCCCCCCACAACCUUGGAGAAAACAGUCUGCCAGAGUGCCGUGGAGAAGGUGAGACAGUUCCGAGUCCCUUAUGUGUCAGACUGAAUUGAUUUGAACCAAAAUGCUCAUUUCCAAGAGGAGGGAAACCCAAUGUAUCAUUGGAGGGGGAGGAGUGGGGACGGUUUUGGAAGUGCAUCUUGGUGACGCCUUCCUCGGUCCCGGCUGCUGCGAUGUUUGGUGCAUUUCCGAAAUCAAGCCGCUGCCUCCGAGAGCUUCGGGGGGUCCUAGCGUCCACGCCGUUGUCCGGGUGUCAAGCGAGAUCGGCGGAGCUGUCGGUAGCCUUCGGAACCGUCCCCGGAGGGUCCCUCCGGCCCCCUCCCUCGUCGGCAUAAAAUGACCCAAAUGAUUGUAGCAGCUGAUGACGUAAUAAAAGACCUGCAGGGAAA